Messenger RNA from Dioscorea cayenensis subsp. rotundata (Guinea yam), 1072 nucleotides. Its product is annotated as acyl-protein thioesterase 1 homolog 1-like. NCBI's taxonomy places the organism in Eukaryota, Viridiplantae, Streptophyta, Magnoliopsida, Dioscoreales, Dioscoreaceae. Gene Ontology annotation, molecular function: hydrolase activity. The record is from RefSeq and is a predicted model, not a curated record. The coding region runs from base 12 to 1001 and encodes 329 amino acids. The transcript is spliced from 9 exons.
UCUCUUCAUGCAUGCAAGUGUUGGUGUCUCAUCUCUUCAUAGAUUCUCUCACUAGCCCAAAACCCCAAAAGAAAGAAUUUAAAAAGAAAAAUUUAUAUGCUUUACACUCUACCUUCUUCUUUCCAUUUGGGAUUCAGAUUCAGUUUACUAUAAAUACUGAGGGUCCUUUGAGUGUUCUUUUCAUUGCAGAGCUAGCUUAUAAGUGUUCAGACAUGAACUAUGGCAGCAGCUCUCGCUCAUCUGGCUUUGAUUCAGGUAACAGGACUAGCAGGAGAUCUGUUGAGUAUGGGAGGACUUACGUUGUGAAGCCUAAGGGAAGGCAUCAAGCCACCAUUGUUUGGCUUCAUGGUCUUGGUGACAAUGGAGCAAGCUGGUCUCAGAUUUUGGAAACUCUUCCUCAUCCAAAUAUAAAAUGGAUAUGCCCAACUGCGCCUACUCGGCCUGUGGCAAGUUUUGGUGGAUUCUCUUGCACUGCUUGGUUCGAUGCUGGGGACUUUUCAGAAGAAGGUCCAGACGAUAUUGAAGGAAUGGAUGCUUCAGCUGCACAUGUUGCAAACUUGCUGUCAACUGAGCCUGCUAAUAUAAAACUUGGUAUUGGGGGAUUCAGUAUGGGUGCUGCAAUUGCUUUGUACUCUGCUACCUGCUACAUUCAUGGGAAAUUUGGAAAUGGUAAUCCAUAUCCAAUCAAUUUAAGUGUCAUUAUAGGUUUUAGUGGCUGGCUUCCAUGUUACAGGAGCUUAAAGAGCAAGGUAGAAGUCUCACAAGACGCCAUAAGACGAGCUGCAGCCUUACCAGUUCUACUCUGUCACGGAAGAGGAGAUGAUGUUGUGAUGUAUGAACAAGGAGAGAAGUCUGCAGAGGUUUUAAGAUCAGCUGGAUUUCAAAAUUUCUCUUUCAAGACAUAUAAUGGACUUGGCCAUUACACUUCUCCGGAAGAGAUGGAUGAUUUCUGCAAAUGGCUGAGGAUGAAAAUGGGGCUCGAUGGUUCCCGCUCUUAUUGACAAAACUUUGCUUAUAUUUUUAACAAUGUUGUCAAUAAGAAGUGGAUUAUAUGAGUAUAAAGUAGCCAAAA